AUUAAGUGAACAACGUUUCGCUCAGCACGUUUUACAUAAAAACACCUCAUAUUUUACAUAAUCAGCCCGCAGUCCAUCACUAUCUCUUUCCUCCUGAGUCCGAGCGAGAUGGGGCCGCUAUGCAGACGACGCCGGGCGCGGCGGCGGCGAUCUCCGGCCAGAUCCGGUCGGGGAGGCGAGGCAGGGGCCAGAUCCUGUUCCGGGGACGGCGUGGAGGCGAUCUACGAGGCACAGGAGGAGGUCAGGCGGCGGGGCUUGAACUCCAGCAGGCCCCCUUUUGAUGGAUGGGGCCGCCCACAUCGCUAGCGACUCCUCGGAGGACGACAGGGCCUCCUCCUCCGCGUCCUCUACCGGUUCGGCCUCCUGGCGCUCCCGGCUGCACAAGUGGAUUCACCUGCGGGGGCGCCGGCGCCGGCGACCGUUGUCCGCUCGGAGAGGAGAGGGCGGUGAAGCCAACGGCAAGGGCGACGGUGACGACGUGCAGGACCUCGCGCUGCCGCUGGGGAGAUGUCCUUCGCGGCGGUUCUUGCCCAGGUUAUCAUAUGACAGAACGUCUGGGGUGAAAGCUAAGCUACUUCCAAUGGUCCCAAAUGAGAAGGCAAGAAGGUAUCAGCUGUAUGAGAAGACCCCCGCACAUGCCCAUUCCAUUCUCUAUGAAGUCAAAAGUUUCCCACUGAAUAUAUUUGGUACUAAAAUGAUCGUUAUGUCAGCACGACGAUCGUGUGCCUAUUGUUGGCUCUUAAUUCUUUAGGAUUAUUUGAUUUGUUUGAUUCAUUCUGUUCAUAUUUAUGCAGCAACAAAAUACAGUCAAGAUCAGGGUGUGUGAGGGUUAAACAUGUUAAUUUAUGUGGCAUCAAGCUAUGUAUGUUAAUAGCAUGAUCUACUUUUCUUUUGCUUUGCAGAAUUAUUCUCGACACUGGAGAUAUAUGCUAAUCCUCUAGCUUUGCUAAUUUUAUCUUUUGAUUUCAUUUCGGUG
Messenger RNA from Triticum dicoccoides, 976 nucleotides. RefSeq lists its product as uncharacterized. Lineage: Eukaryota; Viridiplantae; Streptophyta; Magnoliopsida; Poales; Poaceae. The coding region runs from base 281 to 751 and encodes 156 amino acids. The record is from RefSeq and is a predicted model, not a curated record. The transcript is spliced from 3 exons.